AUGCCGACUCUCCUGCCGCUGGCCUUUGCGCUCGGCGUCCCAACGCCGCGGCCACUGCCCGUGCCCGCGGCGCCUGUGCGCGUCGUGCGUGCUUGGCCGCCUCCGGGAGCAGACCCGUCCCGCAUUUGGAUUGAGGGCGUCUCUUCCGGUCCCCUCGGCCGAGCGCCGGAUCGGCUCUUCGAGCGCAUCUUCCGCCAGCGUCUCGCCGCAGAGCUCGGUCGUGACGCGGCGGACCCGACCUUUCGCGGCAUCGUCGACCUCGCACGGGCCCUCGUCGCGGAGAGGGGGCCGGACGUCGCGCUCGCCUCGCGGCGCGUGCUCAACGAGUGCUUCCCCGACUGGCCGCCCGUCGCUGCCCGGCGGCUGCUCCCUGCCAGCGUGUGUGGCGACGUCCGCGCGACAGGGAGGAAGGGGCUUCUCUUUUGGUUCGAGGUCCUCUUCGCGCGGCCCUUCCCCGCCUUCUCUGGCCGGCUCAAUGCGUGGGUGACCUCGUGGGCGGCGCAGUGGCUGAUGGGGCCCUGCUCGCUCGAGGGCUUGGCGCCCGAAGACCUCUCCGAACUGGUCCUCGUCCACCGCUGCCGCUUCCUCGAGGAGUCUGCGUGCGCGUCGAUCUGCGUCAACGCGUGCAAGAUACCCACGCAGGCCUUCUUCAACGAGGAGAUGGGCGUGCCGAUGCGCAUGGAGCCCUAG
This is a messenger RNA of Emiliania huxleyi CCMP1516, 690 nucleotides long. RefSeq lists its product as hypothetical. The transcript has 3 exons. The coding region runs from base 1 to 690 and encodes 229 amino acids. NCBI's taxonomy places the organism in Eukaryota, Haptophyta, Isochrysidales, Noelaerhabdaceae. The record is from RefSeq and is a predicted model, not a curated record. Gene Ontology annotation, molecular function: iron ion binding.